Cyphellophora attinorum is the source of this 456-nucleotide messenger RNA. RefSeq lists its product as uncharacterized. The record is from RefSeq and is a predicted model, not a curated record. Gene Ontology annotation, molecular function: deaminase activity. Lineage: Eukaryota; Fungi; Ascomycota; Eurotiomycetes; Chaetothyriales; Cyphellophoraceae. Gene Ontology annotation, cellular component: cytosol; mitochondrion. The coding region runs from base 1 to 456 and encodes 151 amino acids. The transcript has a single exon.
AUGUCCCUGAACGGUACAGCAUAUGUCGCGCAGCCGGACGCACCGGAGCCGCUGUUCCAUUAUCCUCAGGCACGCCUCGCGCCCGAAACACCACACCGCGUUCUUUACGUUUCCGGCAUCGCUUGCAACAGGCCUGAUGGCACGUGGCCUGGGGUUAGCGAGAACAAGAAUGGAAUUCUGUCCCUCGACAUCCGCGAACAGACCGCUGCCGCGCUGGACAAUAUUGACACCAUCAUCAAGUCUGCAACGGGAGGCAAAGCGAGCGUCAAGAACCUCAUCGAAGCUACCGUGUACAUCGUGGAUAUGGGCCGGGACUAUGUGGGCAUGAACGAGGCAUGGAAUGAGGUCUUUCCCACACGAGCUGUCGCUCCGGCUAGGGCAACGAUAGGGGUGAAGCAGUUGCCAGAUCCACGCAUGAUCGUGGAGAUUAAGGGCAGUGCAGUGGUCCAACUGUAG